This is a messenger RNA of Meleagris gallopavo (turkey), 1299 nucleotides long. The record is from RefSeq and is a predicted model, not a curated record. NCBI's taxonomy places the organism in Eukaryota, Metazoa, Chordata, Aves, Galliformes, Phasianidae.
CGUCCGGAAGCCCCUUUCCCCAGCACCACGUCGCCGGCCGCUCGCUCCCCGCACCGCGGAGGCGGUGACGCCAGGUGGCGCCGGAGCCGCGCAGGCGGCCUUUUUCCUCCCUGUGGCGCCGAAAUCAAACCCGCCCUGGAGGCCACCAAGUCCAAGAAAAAAGGACUGAGCUUUGAGGAGAAGAGAGCUCGCAUGAUGGAGAUCUUUUUUGAGACAAAAGAUGUGUUCCAGUUGAAGGAUAUAGAGAAGAUUGCUUCAAAAGACAAAGGGAUUACUUCCAUGUCGGUCAAAGAGGUUCUGCAAAGCUUAGUUGAUGACGGCAUGGUGGACACUGACAGAAUCGGAACUUCCAAUUACUUCUGGGCUUUCCCAAGUAAAGCUCUUCAUGCCAGGAAGCGUAAAUUAGAAGAACUGCAGACUCAGUUUGCAGAAACCAGUCAGAAAAAAGAGAUUUUACAAAAGGGCAUUGAAAAAUCGAAAAUUGGACGUGAAAAUACUGCAGAACGUGCAGCUCUGGUGAAGGAACUUGCUGCCCUCCGGCAGAAAAAAGAACAGCUAAAGGCAGAAAUAGAAAAAUACAGGGAAUGUGAUCCAGACAUUGUUGAAGAAAUGCGUGUGGUGUGUUGCAGCUGGCAGAUGAGAUCCUGCAGUGGAACUAUAGGUCAAACAAGCAAAGUAGCCAAGGAGGCAGUCAACAGAUGGACUGAUAACAUCUUUGCAAUAAAGUCCUGGGCCAAACGUAAAUUUGGAUUUGAAGAGAGCAGAAUUGACAAAAGUUUUGGAAUUCCAGAAGAUUUUGAUUACAUUGAUUAGUUGUUCAGCAGUUGAUGUCUGCUACAGUUGUAUAAUACAGUUUGUUACUUAACUGCCAGCUGAGCAAUAUUUGUGUGUCUGAAUUUAUGUGUCUUCACCAAAUGACCACCCUGUAAUUUACAGUUCUUGUUAAAGUUAAUAAAAUUCUAAAAAUGUUCACAUUUCAGUCUUUCCCUCCCACUGUUUGGGCAGUAAAUUAUUUCAUUACUUGUGUAAGACAGACUAGGAAUAAACAGAGCUUAUAGGGACUAAUUAUCACAGAGUCCUGAAACUGGACUUUAUUCUUCUGUUACUUAACUGGGAGUGGUACUAAGACCUAGAAGUUCUAGGGAUUUAUGUUUAAACAGGUUGAAAUUGAGUGGGAAUAACACUGGGAAAUAUGGAGUAGAGUGAUUUUUUCCCUCAUCUAGAUAACAAAAUAUAAAAGAGAUAUAAUCCUUAAUACGAAGCAGUGAUGUGAAUAAAAAGAUCCAAGUUUGAUUUCAA